Molecule: messenger RNA, 1245 nt
Organism: Dichotomopilus funicola
Lineage: Eukaryota; Fungi; Ascomycota; Sordariomycetes; Sordariales; Chaetomiaceae
Product: curved DNA-binding protein
Exons: 4
Coding region: 1-1245 (414 amino acids)
Source: RefSeq, a predicted model, not a curated record
AUGUCGACCGAAUCGCAGGCUAUCGACUACACUCUCAACAACCCGGAUACCAUCACCAAGUACAAGACGGCCGCCCAGAUUUCCGAGAAGGUCCUUGCCGAUGUAUCCAAGCUCUGCGUUGCCGGCGCCAAGGUUGUCGAGAUCUGCGAGAAGGGCGACAAGCUCAUUGAGGAGGAAGUUGCCAAGGUCUUCCGUGGCAAAAACAUCACCAAGGGUUUCUCGCACCCUACCACGGUUUCUCCCGCCGCUUUUGUCACUCCCUACACCCCGCUGAAGUCGGACGAGAAGGAAGCUGCUGUUGAGCUCCAGGCUGGCGAGCCUGUCAAGAUCCAGCUUGGCGCUCAGAUCGAUGGCUUCGGUUCCAUUGUGUGCGACACAGUGAUCGCAAAGGAGGCCGGCAAGGAGGACGACAUCGUUGAGGGCCGGUCCGCCGAUCUACUCUUGGCCACGUACUAUGCCAACGAGCUCCUGCUACGCCUGAUGGUGCCCCCCGGCCUUCUGGCUCAGGGCACCGACGAAGAGAAGGCCAAGGCCGCCGCCGCCAAGCCGCCGACGCAGUCCAAGAUCACCAGCCUCCUAGAGAAGGUUACGGAGGCCUACGACUGCCACCUUGUCGAGAGCACGACGUCGUGGCUCUUUGACCGCAACGAGAUCGAGGGUACCAAGAAGAUCGUCCUUGCGCCUGGCGAGAGCUCCAAGGGCGAGGGCGUCCCCGCGGUCGGUGAGGCCUGGGGUGUCGAGACUGGUGUCAGUCUUGGGUCUGGCAAGGUCAAGCAAUUCGAGCAGAGGACAACCCUCCACCGCCGUACGCUCAACACGUACGCACUGAAGCGCCCGACCUCGCGCAAGAUCCUGUCGGAGGUGAAGAAGAAGUUCGGCACCUUCCCGUUCAGCUUGCGCCAACUUGAGGACGAGCGCGACGCGAAGUCCGGCGUUAUCGAGUGCGUCCGCGGCAAUGUCUUCCGCCAGUAUGAGGUGACCGGCGACAAGGACAACUCGCCUGUCGCCAGGCUCCUGACCACCAUCGCCAUCACCAAGAACGGCAUCACCAAGCUCGGCGCGCCGCCUGCCUUGGACCUCAGCAAGGUCAAGUCGGACAAGAAGAUCCAGGACGAGGAGGUCCUCAAGAUCCUGGAGCAGCCGUUGUCCCGCAACACGGGCAAGAGCAAGAACAAGAAGAAGAAGAAGAAGACGGCCAAGAAGACGACCGGUGGGGAGGAGGAAGAGGAGAGUGAUGAGGAGUAA